Molecule: messenger RNA, 642 nt
Organism: Penicillium bovifimosum
Lineage: Eukaryota; Fungi; Ascomycota; Eurotiomycetes; Eurotiales; Aspergillaceae
Exons: 4
Coding region: 1-642 (213 amino acids)
Source: RefSeq, a predicted model, not a curated record
AUGGACUUCCACCUCGUCCCCCGCGGCACCGAUCGCAAUUACACUGGCUUCCUCACGAAGACAAUAGUCUACUCCGCGACCCUGGUGAUAUUCCUCGCUUCAUUCGGCUUAACAUUAGCCUCAAUCGUCAUCCCAAAAUGGGUCAGCUACCAUAGCGAAAAGCCCGCCAACCACUACUCCUACGGUCUCCACCGCCGCUGCUCCUCCCUGACGGAUACCUGCGAGAGCUUCCCGCAACGCGAAGACUGCCACGGUGAAGGGCGGUAUUUCUGCUCAAUGUGGCGCUCGGUCGGCUUCCUCAUGUCCUUCGCCGUCGUCGUGCAGGCCAUAAGUAUAGUCACCUACCUGGUGAUCCUCAGCGGCGGGAAACGGUUGCGCGAGAAUGGGUGGUGGUUCCUUAGUUUGAUGGUUGGUUUGUCUGCGAUUGUGCAGGCGGCAGGCAUGUCGAUCGUGGCAUAUUUAUUCGACAACGAGGACCGAUUCUUCGUCGGCUGGAAACUUGACCAGUCGUGGGUCUUUUGUCUCAUCAGCUGGUGUUUCAGUCUCUUCUGCGCGGGCGCGGUGAUUGUCGCUGGCAAGGUCUUGCCUUCUGAGGGUGGAUAUGAGUUGAUUCCGGAGCAUGAUGAGCUGGACGUCACUUGA